This is a messenger RNA of Protopterus annectens (West African lungfish), 2454 nucleotides long. RefSeq lists its product as uncharacterized. Bases 158 to 1984 code for a protein of 608 amino acids. The transcript has 19 exons. The record is from RefSeq and is a predicted model, not a curated record. Lineage: Eukaryota; Metazoa; Chordata; Ceratodontiformes; Protopteridae.
CAGGUUGCAGUACUUAUAUAGAGCUGCUAAGUUACUUUUUUGCUGGAGCGCAACAUAUUAACUGAAUGAAGGCAUCCCUGUUGAAACUAUUCCACAUCUCAAACACACAAUAAGGAUAAGACAGAAGGACUGGAGUCUGAAGAAGUUACUGUUAACGAUGUUGCUACAAAAAGGCAUAACAUUAGUUGCAGUAACAUAUGUACUCUGUAACCUGCUCCUUGUUGAAGGCAAACCUGUUUACCAUGCUAAUCCUGAUCCAGAGCUAAUAGAUUUUCUUGAUGGCAAAGGAGAUAAAGGACAAGGAAUCCACGGUCUUGCUGAUGCAUCUCCAAAAGAAAAGAAAAAGGUGGCAGAUGAUGAUAGCAGUCAGGAUGGACACCAAAAAGAUGCCAAUGAAGAUGAUGGUAAUGAAGCAGAAGCAGAAAUAAAAGAUUCUGAAGUGGUACAGGCUAUUGAGAAUGGAGAGCAGGAUGAAGCCAGUGGGAAUGAUGGUACUGACGCACAAACAGAAAUAAGUGAAAAUGAAGCUAAGACUGUUGAAGAUGAGGAUCAAAAUGAAGGAAGUGAAAAUGACGGUAAUGAACAAGAGACAGAAGUAAUUGCCAAUGAAUCUAAGGAUGAUGAAGAUGAGGAUCCAGAAGAAGGAAGUGAAAAUGACGGUAAUGAAGAAGAGACAGAAGUAAUUGCCAAUGAAUCUAAGGAUGAUGAAGAUGAGGAUCCCAAAGAAGGAAGUGAAAAUGACGGUAAUGAAGAAGAGACAGAAGUAAUUGCCAAUGAAUCUAAGGAUGAUGAAGAUGAGGAUCCCAAAGAAGGAAGUGAAAAUGACGGUAAUGAACAAGAGACAGAAGUAAUUGCCAAUGAAUCUAAGGAUGAUGAAGAUGAGGAUCCAGAAGAAGGAAGUGAAAAUGACGGUAAUGAAGAAGAGACAGAAGUAAUUGCCAAUGAACCUAAGGAUGAUGAAGAUGAGGAUCCAGAAGAAGGAAUUGAAAAUGAUGGUAAUGUAGAAGAAACAGAAGUAAUUGCCAGUCAACCUAAGGAUGUUGAAGAUGAGGAUCCAGAAGAAGGAAUUGAAAAUGAUGGUAAUGUAGAAGAAACAGAAGUAAUUGCCAGUCAACCUAAGGAUGUUGAAGAUGAGGAUCCAGAAGAAGGAAUUGAAAAUGAUGGUAAUGUAGAAGAGACAGAAAUAAUUGCCAGUCAACCUAAGGAUGUUGAAGAUGAGGAUCCAGAAGAAGGAAGUGCAAAUGAUGGUAAUGAAGCACAGACAGAAAUAAGUGACAAUGAACCUAAGGUUGUUGAAGAUGAGAAUCCAGAAGAAGGAAAUGAAAAUGAUGAUGAUGAUACUGAUAUAUCACAUCAAGAAGAAAAUGCAAUUGAAUCAAAUGAAGAAGAACAAGAUGAUACGAAUAUAUCAACGCUUCAAAGUGAUCAGAACAAUGAGCAAAACUCAGAUAACGCAAAUGAUAUCGGAGAAGAUCAAGCUGAUGAAAAUAAACAGCAGAAUGAAGGAAAUGAAAAUGAUGAUGAUGAUACUGAAGAAGAAAAUGCAAUUGAAUCAAAUGAAGAAGAACAAGAUGAUACGAAUAUAUCAACGCUUCAAAGUGAUCAGAACAAUGAGCAAAACUCAGAUAAUGCAAAUGAUAUCGGAGAAGAUCAAGCUGAUGAAAAUAAACAGCAGAAUGAAGGAAAUGAAAAUGAUGAUGAUGAUACUGAAGAAGAAAAUGCAAGUGAAUCAAAUGAAGAUGAAGAAGAACAAGAUGAUACGAAUAUAUCAACGCUUCAUAGUGAUCAGAACAAUGAGCAAAACUCAGAUAAUGCAAAUGAUAUCGGAGAAGAUCAAGCUAAUGAAAAUAAACAGCAGAAUGAAGAAAGCAGUACUGAACUGUUAGGAGAAAGCUCAGGCUGGGCUGCGUCUGGCACAUCGGAAGGGAAUGCAGACAUUUUUCCAGCUCAGGCUUUAGAAGAUGAAGACCUUCAAGCUGUAUGAAACUGAAGAAGGUCCUAAUAACUCAAAAAGAUAACUGCGAGGACUUGCUUCAUAUCCUUGAAGGUUUACAAAUGAAAGCUUCAUCUGAAGUAAAUUACAUCAGAUACAAUAAUGUGAAAAGAAAAUCCAGCUGUAUACAACUGCAUUGGCAAAGUGUGCUCUUCUGACAUAAUACCGUAAAAUAAAAUGUUAAUUUAUUAAUGCAGUUUUUGAGCUAAUGCUGUAUUAAAGAGAUCACUUUACUGAUUAGUUUUUAGUAUUAGUCUUAUUCUUACUGGUUGCCAUUUACUGGUGAAACACAACUCUUCAACUUUACUACUCUAAGCAGCAUGCCAAGGGAAGAUUGAAUGCAAUGCACAGUAUUUUUGAGAAUGCACAACCAUUGUUUACCUGCAUUAACUUUGACUUUAUAAGCUUGCCUAUUUUAGUUUAAAUAUUUUGUAAAUAAAGCCUCUAUGCUGUUCAGUCUA